Achroia grisella is the source of this 977-nucleotide messenger RNA. RefSeq names its product protein SCO1 homolog, mitochondrial (gene Scox). The record is from RefSeq and is a predicted model, not a curated record. NCBI's taxonomy places the organism in Eukaryota, Metazoa, Arthropoda, Insecta, Lepidoptera, Pyralidae. Gene Ontology annotation, biological process: intracellular copper ion homeostasis; mitochondrial respiratory chain complex IV assembly. The transcript is spliced from 5 exons. Gene Ontology annotation, cellular component: mitochondrial inner membrane. Gene Ontology annotation, molecular function: copper chaperone activity; copper ion binding. Bases 156 to 914 code for a protein of 252 amino acids.
AGUCAAAAGUAAAAUAGUAAAGAUUACGAGAAAAUUGACUAAAAUCAGAUACCGGUAGGUAAUAAUUUAUAAAAAUUUAAUGCAAUAAAUAAACUCAUAAAAACAUUUUGGUGGAGAUUUUAAGUACAGGACAAUUAUAUUAAUAACCACUUAGAAUGAAUUCUAUUUUACGGAGUAGGUAUAAUUUUUUAUGUCGGUCAUUUUCCACCACGACUGUAAGACAAUGUGCUGUUCCUCCAAAAAGAACCCCAAAGAAAUUUUUUGGUCCAAUAACAUGGAAAUCGAUGGCUGCUACGGCUGUAAUCGCGGGCGGACUAACAGGUUUCAUGCUUUAUGUCAGAAAGGAGAAACAAGAAGCUUUGGAUCGCGAAAGGAAACGACAGCUGGGCAAAGCUAAGAUUGGAGGCACAUUUGAACUAGUUGACUCAGAGGGUAAAACAGUGAAAAGUACAGAUUUCUUAGGAAAAUGGUUGUUGAUAUACUUUGGAUUUACACACUGUCCUGACAUAUGUCCAGAUGAAUUGGAGAAACUGGCUGAGGUGGUAAAUCUACAUGAUAACACACCAUCAUCACCAUCAUUGCAGCCAUUAUUUAUAUCUGUAGACCCUCAGAGAGACACCCCAGAGAUAGUAGGAAAAUACUGCAAAGAAUUCUCGCCGCGGUUGCUGGGUUUAACUGGCACCAAAGAGCAAGUACAACAGGCCUGUAAAUCUUACCGUGUUUACUUUAGUGCUGGCCCACAAGAUGUUGACAAUGAUUAUAUAGUGGAUCAUACAAUCAUAAUAUAUUUAGUAGAUCCAGAUGGCCAGUUUGUGGAUUAUUACGGUCAGAACAGAAACGCUUCAGAAAUAUACAAUUCAAUGCUGGUGAACAUUCAAAAGUAUGCUGCAGGAAAAAAGAAUUCAUGGUUUUAAUGCUGUUAAGCAAGCUAGGUAUUUUUAAUGAACAAUCUAGGUACAAAUAUUAUUUGUUUAUUU